Gossypium arboreum is the source of this 2205-nucleotide messenger RNA. RefSeq names its product putative pentatricopeptide repeat-containing protein At3g13770, mitochondrial. Lineage: Eukaryota; Viridiplantae; Streptophyta; Magnoliopsida; Malvales; Malvaceae. Gene Ontology annotation, biological process: RNA modification. The transcript has 2 exons. The coding region runs from base 164 to 2104 and encodes 646 amino acids. The record is from RefSeq and is a predicted model, not a curated record. Gene Ontology annotation, molecular function: RNA binding; zinc ion binding; protein binding.
AAUCUUUUUUUAUAUAAUAUGAAUAUGAACCCAUAAGGAAAAAGUUAAAUCUUUUCCGUUAUAACUAUUUCAUUCACUGAGAUAAUACGUAGAUUUUGUGACAUUUUUCUUAGUGCCAUAAAGAAUAAAUGUCACUGAGUUUAGAAAGAUAUAGUUUUUGAAGAUGAAUUUACUUCGAAAGCUGAAUUGCCUUUUCCAUUACUAUCCCAAAAGUGCACCAUUUUCAUCUUUAAUCAGCUCCUUUACCACUCACCAGCUAACUCUCACUACCUUCCCGCCAGACUCACAAAUUGUUUUAACUACCUUAUGCUCCAAUGGUCAACUGAAAGAAGCUUUGAUAGAAAUGGCGGCUCCAGGCCUUGAAAUGAAGUUUGAAAGCUAUGAUAUGCUAUUAAAUGCUUGUAUAAAGAAAAGGGCAUUUAGAGAGGGCCAAAGGGUCCAUGCCCAUAUGAUCAAAACAAGAGAUUUAGCGCCUGUUUACCUUCGAAACAGGCUGAUCAUUUUUUACAGUAAAUGUGAUCGUUUGAGGGAGGCAAGGAAUGUGCUUGAUGAAAUGCCUGAGAAGAAUGUGGUUUCUUGGACUGCCAUGAUUUCUGCUUAUUCUCAAAGAGGGUUUGCCACUGAAGCGUUGGAUCUUUUUCUAGAGAUGUUAAGAUCAGUUACUGAACCGAAUGAAUUCACCUUUGCCACUGUACUAUCUUCUUGUACGGGGACUUUUGGUUUUGAGCUGGGAAGGCAAAUCCACUCCCUUAUAAUCAAGAGAACUCUUGACACCCAUAUAUUUGUUGGGAGCUCACUUCUUGACAUGUAUGCCAAAGCUGGUAGAAUUCAUGAAGCUAGAGAGGUUUUCGAAAGCCUGCCAGAAAGGGAUGUUGUUUCAUGCACUGCCAUAAUUUCAGGGUAUGCUCAGUUAGGGUUAGAUGCAGAGGCACUAGAAUUAUUCCGAAGAUUGAAUUUAGAAGGAAUGAGUUCAAAUUAUGUUACUUAUGCAAGUGUUCUAACUGCAUUAUCUGGGCUUGCAGCAUUAGAUCUUGGUAAGCAAGUUCACAACCAUGUACUGCGAUGUAAACUUCCCUUCUAUGUGGUACUUCAGAACUCUUUGAUCGAUAUGUACUCAAAGUGUGGGAACCUCAUUUACUCGAGAAGGAUAUUUGAUAACAUGCCUGAGAGAACUGUUAUUUCAUGGAAUGCAAUGCUUGUGGGGUACAGCAAACAUGGAAUGGGAAGAGAGGUAGUGGAGCUAUACAAAUUGAUGAGAAAUGAAAAUAAAAUAAAACCUGACAGUGUCACUCUGCUGGGUGUUUUAUCUGGUUGCAGCCAUGGAGGGAUGGAAAAUGUGGGAUUGGAAAUCUUUGAGGAAAUGGUGAAUGGGAAAGAUGGGGUCGAGCCUGACAUUGAGCACUACGGGUGCGUUGUAGAUUUGCUUGGGCGUGCUGGUAGAGUAGAAGAGGCUUUUGAAUUUAUCAAAAAGAUGCCUUUUGAACCAACUGCUGCUUUGUGGGGUUCACUUCUAGGUGCUUGUAGGGUUCACUCAAACAUCGACAUUGGUGAAUUUGUAGGGCAUCGACUGCUAGAAAUUGAGCCCGAGAAUGCAGGGAACUAUGUUAUUCUAUCAAAUUUAUAUGCUUCUACGGGGAGAUGGGAAGAUGUAAGAAUGGUGAGAGAUUUGAUGUUGAAGAAAGCUGUGAAGAAAGAGCCAGGAAAGAGUUGGAUUGAGCUUGACCAAACCCUUCAUUCCUUCCAUGCAAGUGAUCGUUCGCAUCCAAGAAGGGAAGAGGUGUUUGCAAAGAUGAAAGAGUUAUCAAUAAAAUUCAAGGAAGCCGGAUACGUUCCUGAUUUAAGUUGUGUUUUACAUGAUGUGGAUGAGGAGCAGAAGGAGAAGAUACUCCUAGGCCACAGUGAGAAAUUGGCAUUGACUUUUGGGUUGAUUUCAACCUCUGAUAGAGCCACACUCCGUGUGAUUAAAAACCUCCGGAUUUGCGUUGAUUGCCAUAACUUCGCUAAAUUUGUUUCUAAGAUUUAUAUGAGAGAAGUGUACUUGAGGGACAAGAACCGGUUCCACCAUAUUUCCAUGGGAGUUUGCUCCUGCGGAGACUACUGGUGAUGUCUGAAGUUUCAAAACAGUUUUCUACAACUGAUAGUUCACCAGAAGUAGUGUCCUUGCCUACUAAGAAACCUUGCCAAUGAAAGAGGUCAUCAUAAUCA